Cylindrotheca closterium is the source of this 1251-nucleotide messenger RNA. Lineage: Eukaryota; Bacillariophyta; Bacillariophyceae; Bacillariales; Bacillariaceae. The record is from the annotation of a GenBank genome assembly.
AUGGGCGGUAGAGCCAAUCAAGGUUCAGGCCGUGGAAGCAAGGGUCGCUGGAACUCUAACAAGAAGAACUCCAAGACUGGUGAAAAGAAGCCCAGCAAGAAGGAGAUGAAGUUCCAGACGCUCAAAGCUCAAAGCAAACAUCCUGGAUCUACGUUUGCGACCUUCGAAGAACUGAAAGACGACUGUUGCCGAAGACUGGCAAAGAAGAAGCUCGACAGUCCUGCUGACAUCAUUGGUAGUGUCAAGGACACGAAGUUGAAAGACUUCAGCGAUAGCUCUAAAGCUCCACGAAAGUAUUCAAACAUCGUUGGAGACGAUGAUCAGAAGAAACUUGAGAACGAACAAUUUGCGGCCGAGUGGACAAGCAAAAACAAGGAGUGGAACUAUGCAAAGAGAGACCAUGAGUCUAACAAUCUCAAUCUCCAUGCUACUAUCAUCGACAUGUGUGCGGAUGAAAUGCUUGAGGAACUUCGACAUGAAGCCGAUUAUCUCACUACUUUGUAUGAGAACCCGAUCGAGCUGUUGCAUCGCAUCAAGAAGUUCAUGACUGUUAGUGAUGCUGCGGACUACCCAAUAUUUGUGGUGAUCAACGCAAUUAUGAAAGCGAUCAACACACGUCAAGUCAAGAACGAGACUGUUGCUGAAUACAAGAGAAGAAUCGAGGCCAACUUCAGUGCAAUGUACGCACUUUCAGGUCAUGAUUUCCUCAACAAAUUCACCAAGACUAAAGACGAAUACAUCUGUAGAGCAACUGAUCCCGAGAAGAAAUCUUAUCUUGAUGCCACAUCAGAGCGAUUGAUGGCGAGUACGAUGUUGUUGAACUCGUACAAGCCUACUCAUCAAUCCUUGACUGAAGGAUUCUUGAAGACCUACUCUUUGAAGCACCUUCCAGAGAGUCAAAGGAAUCAAUUCCCUACCACUAUGGAAACUUGUGGUAUCGUCCUUGAGAGAAACGAAGCCAUCGUGCUAGAAGCUGCCAAACGUAAGCCAACACCUAACAAGGGCGGCGAUACAAAAGGCAAGAACAGAGAUAAAGGGAAGCCCAACGAAGAAGCACCCACUGGUGUAGCCUUUGCCCAGCAUGGAGGCAAAGGAGGAGGAACAUCUGGUGUCACAUGCUUUUGCUGUGGCAAGAAGGGACACACUUGUGAUAUGUCUUCAAACAGAAAAGCAGUGUCGUCUUCGUGGGCGUGUGUUGAUCCCAAUGACGUCACCAUAGACAAAACUUUGCAACGAGUGGAGAGACGAUGA